AUGGGAUUGACUAGAAGACCAGGACGACGCGCAGCCGGCGGAGCAACUGGUCCGACCAGUGGCGGCGUGAAAAAGGCUACUUUCGAGGCGGGCCGCAAGAAGGAAGUGGGAGUCAGCGAUCUCACUUUGCUAUCCAAGGUCACCGAUGAGGCCAUUUUGGACAAUCUCAAACAACGAUUCUUCUCCGGUCUCAUUUAUACUUACAUUGGACAUGUGUUGAUCUCGGUAAACCCUUUCCGUGACCUGGGUAUCUAUUCUGAACAGGUUUUGGAAUCCUACCGCGGCAAAAACCGCCUUGAGGUACCGCCGCAUGUUUUCGCCAUUGCUGAGAGCAUGUACUACAACAUGAAGAGUUAUGACGAGAGUCAAUGCGUGAUUAUCAGUGGUGAGUCCGGAGCUGGCAAGACCGAAGCUGCAAAACGGAUUAUGCAGUAUAUUGCUGCCGUAUCUGGCCAAUCCACUUCCACGAUCUCUAAAAUCAAGGACAUGGUUCUGGCCACCAACCCUCUUCUCGAGUCUUUUGGCUGUGCUACGACUCUCAGAAACGACAAUUCCUCGCGCCACGGCAAAUUUUUGGAAAUCCUGUUCAACGCCCAAAACGAGCCGGCCGGUGCCCACAUCACAAACUACUUGUUGGAGAAGAACCGCGUAGUCGGUCAAAUUCGUAAUGAGCGUAACUUCCACAUUUUCUACCAGUACACAAAAGGUGCGCCUCAGCGCUAUCGGGAAAUGUAUGGUGUUCAGACGCCCGACGUAUACACCUACACUUCCAAGUCCGGUUGUACUUCGGUCAACGGCAUCGACGAUGUUAAAGACUUUAACGAGACUUUGCGGGUAAUGGGUAUCAUUGGUCUAAGCCAACAGGAACAAGAUGAUAUCUUCAAGAUGCUUUCCGCCAUUCUCUGGCUUGGCAACGUCACCUUCGUUGAGGCCGACGACUCUUCAACCUCCAUCGGUGACCAGUCGGUGACCAAUUUCGCUGCAUACCUCCUAGAUGUUGAUGCCAAUGCUCUCGCUACUGCUUUGACGACUAAAAUUGUAGAGACAGGUCGUGGAAUGGGCCGUGGCGAGGUCUUUGAGUCUCCGUUGAACAGGGUGCAGGCCCUUGCUGUCCGGGAUGCGUUGGCAAAGCAUGUCUACUCCAAGCUAUUCGAUUGGAUUGUCGAGCGUGUCAACAAGUCGCUCUUGACCCAGAUUGAGGUCAAAAAGUCGGUCGGCAUUCUGGAUAUUUACGGUUUCGAGAUUUUUGAGCACAACAGUUUUGAACAGAUCUGUAUCAACUAUGUCAAUGAGAAGCUACAGCAAAUUUUUAUUCAGCUCACGUUGAAAGCUGAACAGGACGAGUACAUUGAGGAAAAGAUCCAAUGGACUCCCAUUGAUUAUUUCAACAACAAGAUUGUUUGUGAUCUUAUCGAAGAAAUCCGUCCUCCAGGAAUCUUCGCUGUUCUGAACGACGCUUGUGCUACUGCGCAUGCCGACUCCGAUGCUGCGGAUCAGUCUUUCGGAAUGAAACUCAAUAUGUUGACUUCAAACCCUCACUUGCAGGUCCGUUCCAACAAGUUCAUUAUCAAGCACUAUGCUGGUGAUGUCACUUAUAAUGUUGAUGCCAUGACCGACAAGAACAAGGAUCAGUUGGGCAAAUCACUCACUCGUCUGUUGGCUACUACAUCUAAUCCUUUCCUUGCUGGCCUUUUCCCCGAAGCUUUCGAGGAGGAAGAUUCCAGUGCAGGCAAACGCAAACGCAGAGCCACUGCUAGCGACCUGAUCAAACGAAGUGCAAAUGACUUGAUGACCACCUUGGCAAAGUCCCGUCCUUCUUAUAUUCGUACAAUCAAGCCUAACGGAAACCGAUCCCCAACGGAGCUGGUUGACGAGGCGGUUUUACAUCAAAUCAAAUACCUUGGUUUGAAAGAGAACGUCCGAAUUCGCCGUGCUGGUUUCGCCUCUCGUCAGCCAUUUGAGAGCUUUGUUGAGCGCUUUUACCUACUUUCUUCCAAGACUGGUUACGCAGGUGACUACAUUUGGCAGGGAAGUCAUCGGGAUGCUACGUUAGAGAUUCUUCGAGCAACAGGUACUCCGCCUUCUGAAUGGCAAAUGGGCGUUUCAAAGGUCUUCAUCAAAACCCCCGAAACUCUGUUUGCGUUGGAGCACAUGCGUGAUAUGUAUUGGCACAAUAUGGCUUCCCGCAUUCAACGUGCUUGGCGUCGCCACUUCAAGCGGCGUAUGGAAGCAAUCUUGGUUCUCCAAAAGGCUUGCAAGACAUACCUUGGCAUCGCGAAAGAUCCAACUAUUCCUCCUCCUGAUGACUCGUUCUAUGCGGGUCGUAAAGAACGUCGUCGUUUCUCCAUGCUCGGAGAGCGUGCUGCGUAUGGUGAUUAUCUUGUGUGUAACGAUCCUUCGUCUGCUGGCGGUUAUCUUGUUCAGUCGGUUGGCAUUCAGGGCAACAUUCUGUUCUCUGCUCGUGGCGAACAGCUGUUCUCAAAACUGGGUCGUUCGGCUCAGAGGCUGAGCCGUACGUUUAUUUUGACGCCGACAACUUUCUAUACUGUCCGUGGUGACAUCCUUCAGGGCAAGCUUGUCUAUACUAUCGAGAGACAGGUUGCUGUUAGCCUGAUCACAGGCAUAGAGACGUCUACGUAUAGAGAUGAUUGGUUCGCAGUCCGCACACAGUCUAAAGAAACCAGCGACAUGCUUUUGUGGUGUCUUUUCAAAACCGAGCUAAUUGGGUUGUUGCAGCACCAAGUUAAGGUAGCUCAAGAGAUCUCUUACUGCAAGAAGCCGGGCAAGGUGGCAGCUAUCAAGUUCGUCAAAGAUGGACAGGGCCUCUACGAUACUUAUAAGAGUGGUGUUGUUCACGUUGGUCAAAGCGGUCUUCCUGGUAACACACCACGUGAAGAAAUUCCUAAACGCAAGAAGGCCUCGCGGCCUGCGCAACCACGGCCCGCACAGGCGCAACCGGCACAGCGACAAGCUCCCCAGCCUGUUCAGAGGCAGCCACAGCCACCUGCCCAAAGACAGUCUACGCAGCAGCAUCAAGCACCGCCUCCUCCACCGCCCCCUCCUGCACCUCCUGCCCCGCCCGCAGUUCCUCAGUACAAGGCCAUGUACGAUUUCCCCGGAACCAAUGCCGGUGAGUUGGGAGUAAGUGCGGGCGAAGUGAUCACCGUCGAACAAGACUCGGGCAAUGGAUGGUCGCUAGGAAAGAACGCUUCGGGUAGAACGGGUUGGGUUCCGACAACUUACAUCCAAAAAGUCGAAGCAGGAGCGCCGAGUCUAGCGUCUGGCCUGGCCGCAGCCUUGAGCAAUGAGAGCGAGCGCAGCAACGCCAUGGCUUCUGACUUGGCUAACGCUCUUCGCAAGCUAUAG
Messenger RNA from Wickerhamiella sorbophila, 3366 nucleotides. RefSeq names its product Myosin-1. NCBI's taxonomy places the organism in Eukaryota, Fungi, Ascomycota, Dipodascomycetes, Dipodascales, Trichomonascaceae. The record is from RefSeq and is a predicted model, not a curated record. The coding region runs from base 1 to 3366 and encodes 1121 amino acids. Gene Ontology annotation, cellular component: actin cortical patch; microvillus; plasma membrane. Gene Ontology annotation, biological process: vesicle transport along actin filament; actin filament organization; endocytosis. Gene Ontology annotation, molecular function: actin filament binding; ATP binding; microfilament motor activity. The transcript has a single exon.